AUGGCAUGGAGCGGCGACCCUGACGGCAUUUACAGCGCGCUUGGCGUGAAGCGCAUUAUCGCGGCGUCUGGCAGCACGACCGCUUACGGCGGCAGCAAGACAAGGCGCGAGAUUCUGGAGGCGAUGAACAAGGCGUCCGGGAUGAUGGUGAGUCUGGACGAGCUGAACCGCGCAGCGAGCAGCAUAAUUGCGGAUGCGACGGGCGCGGAGGCGGGCUUCGUAUCGAGCGGCGCGGCGGGCGGACUCGUACUGCAAGCGGCCGCGGUCAUCGCCGGCUCGGACCCGGCAAAGAUGGACAGGCUGCCGGAUAGCAGCGGCAUGAAGAACGAGAUUAUCAUCCACAAGAGCCAUCGCUUCCCUUACGACCAGUGCUACACCUCUGUCGGCGCGAAGUUCGUGGAGAUUGGCGACGGCAGGCGCUGCCAGCCGUGGCAGCUUGAGGCGGCGUUCACCGAGAACACGGCGGCAGUCGCGUACCUGUUCUCAGCCGUUCAUCACACGGCGUUCCAUUCCGUUCCCGGAGGUCUGCGAGAUAGCGCACAGCCACGGCGUUCCGGUCAUCGUUGA
Messenger RNA from Geodia barretti, 567 nucleotides. NCBI's taxonomy places the organism in Eukaryota, Metazoa, Porifera, Demospongiae, Tetractinellida, Geodiidae. The record is from the annotation of a GenBank genome assembly.